AAAUGAAACCAGUUGAGUUGUAUUCACGUAUCUGAAUGGGUACGUGUACGUGUCGUGCACGCAUAAAUCGAAUGUACAACAAACGAUUAAUAAAAGAAAAUUUAAUAAAUAUUGUAAAUAAAUAUUAAGAAACGGGUCAUUGCAAACAAGAAUUGCAGACGAAAUUUGAGUGUUACGAAAAUCACUGCAUUCUCAAAUGAUCAGUGCCUAAAAAUGUAUCUUUCGGAUUACUAAAUAAAUGCCAAUUUGCAAUGCGCAAACUGUUGUGAAGUGAGAAGUGAAGCGAAAAGUAAAUACGCAAGUGCGAAAAUGGGCACGAAAUAAAUGUUGUAGUGAACAACAACAACAAUAGCAACGGUGUAAAGUAAGAAAAAACAUCAUACAGCCACAUCAAUAAAUAUUUGCAGUAAAUCGGAAAGAAUAACUCCGAUAUAAAAGUUACGAUUUAAAUAACAUAAAUGUCAGUUAACAAAAACAAAAGAAUUUUAUUAUAAUAUUUACAUUGCAACAAUUACAUAUAUUCAUACUACAUAUUGCAUGUAUAAAUAGCAAUAAAAACUCAAUUGAAACAACAAAAAAUAUCAACAAUAAAAAUAGCUACACUUACAACAACAACGCAAAAAUGUCGACAACACGCACCUCGGAUUGUCGUAAAUUUUCACCAAAUAUCUUCAACAAAAGCAAAUGCAGUCACUGCUUUCGUCAGCGUGAGGAACAUAGCGCCGCCGCAUUGGAAUGCAAUCGGCCGGUAACACCGCCUGCUUCACGUAAGGUUUCAAAAUGUGGUUAUCUCUUCGUAGCACCCGACUGGGACUUCAGCAAUCCGUUGUACAGAACAAAGAGAUGGCAACGGCGAUGGUUCGUUUUAUAUGAUGACGGUGAACUGACAUAUUCGGUGGAUGAGCAUCCCGAAACUGUGCCACAAGCAUGCAUCGAUAUGACCAAAGUACUCGAAGUCGCCAUGGCGGAAGAUGUGACGGGUCAUACCAAUUCGAUUGCCAUCACCGCCCCCGAUCGGGUCACAUUCGUGAAAGGCACAUGCCCCGAAGAAUCCAAAUGGUGGCUCAAUAUACUGGCCGCAUUCCCCAAAUCUAAGGGACGCCAUAAACGCAAUGCCACAUUUCCAGGCGGUCAAGCAACUACAACGAUUUUGCAGCAAAUGAAUACAGACGCAUACAAUGCUGCUGCCGCGGGCGUACCGACACGCAAUCGUCAUAAUUCAUACCACAAGGAUGCAUUGACGUCCGUGCAAUCGACCAGCGUGCUAAUUGGCAGUGGCGGCAAUAAUGUUACGCAGCGUAAAGCUAAUGCCGUGACGACAGCGGCAAAGACGGCGUCGUCGACGACGCGCACCAGUGACUAUCGCAAUGUUGCGGACGAUGAGGAUGAUGACGAUGAUGAUGAGGCCGAUGUAGACGAUGAUGAUGAUGACGAGGACGAUGGCGUCGAGACUGGAGAGGAUGAAGAAGAAGAAGAAGAGGAUGAGCAUGUAGGUGUGCGUGUCGCUGACGAAAUGGACAGUGGCAAAAAUGAAACGCAACUAGAUGAAAAAAGUCGUGGUGAUAUUAAAGAUACUAACAGCAAAGUAUCAUCAUCAUGUCUACUCAUCGAGGAUAUCCGACGGGAUGAAAAGACGUUCAAAGACAUUGCCAACACUAUAACAAAUCUAAGUCAACAGAAAAAUCGCUGGUCCAAUACAACUGUCAAUAAUGUACUCAAUAGUCAUCUGCAUCAUACGGCGGUGGCGGCGGCGGAGAAGAAUUCGCGUGAUGAAACCGAUUACCAUCGACCAACGAACAAACAACAAUUACAGCAUCAUCAUCAGCAACAACAACAGCAACAGAAACAGAGCAAUAUUUCUAGUUUGAGACCAAAGUCAUUACCAUUGGCAGCGAAUUCGACGCCUGCCAUUGUUUCGGCCAUAGUCAAGAAGAUACCGCCAGUGUUAUCGACAUCCAACAACAACAGCGGUAACAACAACAAUAAUGUGAAUACUAAUAACAAUAUUACAGCAUCAACAAAUGAUAGCAGCAAUAAGAACAACAAUAGUACAAACGAAAUUGGAAAGGGGGUUGUUGGCGGUAUUGGUCUGGGCAAUAAUAAGUGCAAAUCUAGUCCACGAUUGCAAUUACAAUUGAAAAAUCUACAACAGAAACACGAAAGCAAUCAGCACCGGCAACAACACUUGCAACCGUCAAAGCAUCAGCAGAGGCAACAACAGGCGCACGAAAGAGGCGAUCCGGAUGGCGGCUGUAAUCUUGACGAUCUUUCCACCAACUACCUAGCUAAGACGGCGGAGUUACGUGUCAAUCCGCCUGCUGAGGAGUCACUCAACACCAAAAAGGGCUGGCUAAUGAAGCAAGAUAACCGCACCGGCGACUGGACGAAGCAUUGGUUCUCAUUGAGUGGUGCCGCACUCUUCUAUUAUCGUGACCCGGUGUCAGAGGAACGUGGCGUGCUAGAUGGCGUGUUGGAUGUGAAUAGUCUUACUAAUGUAGCGGAAGUCAGUGCCAGUAAGAGUUAUGCCUUUCAGCUGACAUCCUGGGAUCAGCGGCGCCUCAUUUUGGCAAGCUUAUCGCCUAGCUCACGGAAUAGUUGGAUUGCCAUAUUACGAAAUAUUGCCGGUUUGCCAGCCCUACUGUCCACCAACAAUACGAACAACAAUAGUCAAACGCUUACAGAUGCCGAUGUGCCGCCAACAGUGGAAUUGGUUAUUAAAGACGGCGCCGUUACUCCAAAUAUAAAAAGUGAAAUUGAGAAAGAUUUCAUUAAGGCGCAACGUAACCACGAAUUGCAUAAGAAACCACCAGCAGCUCCCAAGCAAAAUAUCGCACUCCAUCAACACCUGAAUGAAACUAGUCCCCCCGCUACACAGCAAGUUCUAUUGCAAUCCAACAGCAGUACUCCAGCCAAAGCUCUUGUUUCCACAACUCCGUCUACACCAAAAACUACGCAUUUCUCUUCAGACGAGGAGUACCGUACUGCUUCUGAGGGCGGCCGUCGAGAUAGCGUUGACUGGGGCUCUCCGCUUUCACCAUCCCCGCCAAUAACAACUUCGAUUUUGCGAAAUCGCGAUCGUUUGUAUGCACGUACAGCCGCUACAACAGCUGGCAGGCCACACAAGCGUAGCCAUUCUUCACCUCCAACGUCUCGUCGGAGUACGGUGGAUAGCAUUGGCUCGGACGAACUUUCACCACCUCCUACAAUGCAUCCGGUGCAGGAGGAACUCAGCAUUGAUAAAGAAUUACAAUUCCGCCUGAGCGUAGCGGAGAAAGAGCGCAAUAUGCUGCGCGAUGAAGCCAAAGAACGCGAGACCCGUAUGUCUGAAUUGUUGACAACACUGGAACGCACGGAGCAACAGCUCAAUGCGCGCUUACAUGAAAUGGAAUUGGUACGUGAUAAUCUAACUGCUCAAUUGGAAGAGACAAAACGCAAUGCCGAAGUUAUUGUAGAUCGGCUUACAGAUGAUUUGGAGGAGAGUCAAAAGAAAAUAAAAGAUCUGGAAGAUAGGCUGGCGCGUGGAAUUGAUGAGAAUGAAGCACUCUAUAAGCGUGUGCAUGAAUUGGAAGGCAGUAGUUUGAACAGCUUUAGCCAAAUUAAUCGCGGAAAGCUUAAGCGCAUGGAUUCGUUGAGUGAUCUUACUCAGAUCGGUGAUAUUGAUCCAUUUGCAUUGGAGCGAGAUACGCUUGCUGAUGAAUAUAAUGAAUUGCGUUCCCGUUUUGUCAAGGCGGUAAACGAGAUUAAGGCAAUGAAGCGUGAACUGAAAGAGUCUCAAAACCAAUUUGAUUCUUUAGAAAUAUCAUAUGCAGCGCUUAAGCAAGACCUUGAACGGAAGGAGAUUGAAGAUCGUGCGCAAGUGCAGAUGAUGGCAGCCCGCAUACAAGAUCUAACUUUAAAGUACAGUAGUUCGGAACGACAGGUGCGUACGCUAAAGCAGAAGAUGGCCAAGUCUGAGCGUAGACGUUCACUUUCACUCAAGGGUAAAGAUCAGUUAAGUAUACCUAAAGAAUUAGAAAUAAAAGUAUGCGAAUUGGAGGCGAAAAUCGAUGAAAUAGAAAAGCUCAAUAGUUCGAACUCAGAGGCAAGUCGUUCGAUUUCGAAGAAAUCUUCAAGAAGACGUUCACUUGAAAGCAAUGCUAGUAAUAACGAUCCACUUCAAUUUAUGUUACGGCUGAAUGAUUUAGAAAAACGUUUAGAUGAUACGUCAGCUGCAGGUUCAAUCAGUUCGUCAUCUACGCCUACACCCUCCUGCAAUACUCCAACUAUAGAAAUGGCAUCGCGCAACUCCGCUAAAGUUUCCGAGCAUUUGCUAGAUCGACUGCGUUGUCUUGAAAGUGUUUUAGUGACAAGUAGAGAUCGUCUGGAAAAAAGUCUACAUCAGCUACAAAAUCUACGCUCCUCUCAUAGUCGUCGUUCUGUUUCGCCAAUUACCGAUCGUAAAGAUUCGUACCGUUUAGUAGAACGUUGCCUGAGUGAAGUCGUAAAAUUGAUUCGUGAGUCUUGUGAAACUUGUAUAAUCAGUGGAAGUGGUGGCGAUAAAUAUACGGUGCCGAGUGUAAUGUUGCUGCCUGAUUCCAAUCCAGUGAAGAUUGCGCUUACUCAGCUGGAGUCACAGUUGCGUACCAAACUCGCAGAGCUACUCAAGCAACGUCGUGUGUUGCGAGAGCGAAACGAACUAACCGAACGCAAAAAUAUGGAACUUUUGGCGGAGCGUGUAGCAUUUGAAAGCGUUUGCUUCGGUAAACUACGCGACUCAGUCAUGCGUGCGGAAAACCCUGAACUUUUCUGUGAAAAACAAACGCGCACAGAAGUAGCGGAGACGUCUCACCUUAUGACGAUGCUUAAAGCUAAACUAAGUGGUAAAUGUGCGUUAAAGUCCAGUGGCACACUCGAUAUACUGGCAGGAGUAUUGGCACGUAGACUGAUGCUAUCUAACUGUCGUAAGGAGACAGCCAGCAGUAAAGAGAUGCUCGAACCUGUUGAUAAGAAUAUCAUGGAAGAUUUGCUUAGACAACAGAAUGAAAUCAAUCUCAUUGCCAAACGUUACAAAAAUAAUGCCAUGGAAAAUCUAGCAAGUGGUUUAGCUGCAGAAACCUUGAGUUAUAUCUCUUCAAAUGACUUGGUGCAAGGCGCUGUACAGGAAGCUUGGCGCCAAGCGCAAGAGACCGUUAAUGCGGAGCUAGUGCAGUCUGAGAUUACCCACAUCAUGCUGCGUAAUGCGGAACGUUUUGAGCAGUCACUUACGCCUUCAUUUGGUUAUACGCUGACCGCCGAAGAACGCCUUUCUUUCGAGAAAUUUGCUGACGCAGUGCAUGAUGCCUUGCGUAAAGAGAUGGAAUUAGCUGUUGCACAGCUUACUCAAUGUUACAAAGAGGCCAUACAAAAGAUGAAACGUGGUCAAUGGCGUCUACAGCUAGAGCAAGAGCGCAAGAUUUCGGAAGGCCGGCAGUUGCUUUCCGAUUUCGCGGAUAUAAUUGCGCAUAAAGCGCUUGUAGAUGCGCGCAUAACUGUUCUGCGUGGUGAAUAUGUCGAGCAGCAGUUGACUAAAGAGAACACCGAUCAUGUUCAAAAGGACUGCCAGCCAAACAAACUUGGUAUUACUGCACUGCAACGAUAUGAGAGUCUGUUCGAGGAACUUUCAAAUGAUUUGCAGAUCAACAACGCUGCCGAUAUACUGGCCGAUGCUGAUUUUGAAUUCAUCUACAAGCAGCAUACGAUCGAUUUUCUGAACGAUCGACAGGUAUUAUCAGAAAUCUCAACGUUCCUCAGUCAAUUGGAGGAUUCGCUCAUAGCAUUGCAAUGUGAGGCUUCUGCUUCUACAACGUCAAUACCGCGCUCAACUGUCUCCAUUGAAAGUUUACAAGAUGUGUGUCACAAAUGUGGUGAUUUACGUCAACGCGCUGAUCAACUCUGCCAAGAGAUACACCGCGCUCUCAACACUCCCUGUCAGCAUUGUCGCCAAGUUCACGAGAAACUGUUGCGACUGCAGCAGCAGCAUGAACACGAAAUUAUGCAACUACAACAGGCACAUGCCAAAGAUAAGAGUACAUAUAUGCAACAGCUGGAGAAUCAACGUAAUGUUUUCAAAAAGAUCGAAGCGGAAAAGGAAGCUGUGACCACUGAGCUGCAAUAUAGCAAUGAAUUGUUAGAACAGCGUGCAAGUGAGCUUGCCACUGUUAAUGACAAAUUGCAAACCAAAGAGCAAGAGUUGCGAGGCAAGCACGGAGAUCAAUUAUCCUUGUUGCAUCAACUCGAAGAACAAGUGGAGAAAGCACGAAAUCACGAGGAAGAGAGUAAUGCUUUAGUUGAGAAAUGUGCGCGACAGGAUGAAGAGUAUGCCGUAUUGCUGCAGGAACGUGAUUAUUUGCAGUCCGAACUGAAUAAAGAGAAAGAACGCAGCCGAAGGUUCGAGCGCCGAUUAGAAAUGUUAGAACUGGAACACAGCAAACAAUUGGAAUGCCUGCAAGAAACCUAUCGUGAUCAGUUAAUGGCACACUCACCCGAUUUCAGUAACGUCACUAGUGAUGACGAAAGCUUCCGGCAGCGUUAUCAAGCAGAAAUCGAGCAGCUUAGGACCCUUUGUGAGAAGGGCCUCUCAGCUAUGGAGUCCUCACAUCGGCGCAUUGUCGCCGAUUUGGAGGAGAAACACCGUCAAGAAAUUGAGCGUCUGCUAUUGGAGAAGGAAACCGCUUUAGCUGAGGAAACACAAGCUACCUUGGCCGCAUUGGAUGCCAUGCGGAAAGCUCAUCAGAGUGAAGUACAGCGUGAAGUGGCGCGUUUCAAACAGGAGUUCUUGAAGCAAUUCCAAAAAGGCGAACACUCCGCCUACACUGCCAAAGCAAAUGAAGAGGAACUUGAAGAACUGCGACAGGAAAUCUUAUCAUUCUCCGAGAAGUUCUCCAUAAAAUGCGUUGAAAACGCUUCGUUGGAAGAGAAGUUACGCAAUACCACGCAAAAGUUGAAACAUUUGCAGCAAAUGCAGCAGCUGGAGUUGAGAAAUAAACAAUUUCGUGCACAUUUGGACUCUGAAGACCCCAAAACAGAUGCGAAAUUCGUGCAAGGGCUUUGCUCAGCGAAGGAUGAUGGUGUCGUAUGCGAAGACAGUGAGGCUAAAUCGCAUGCGCAUGGUGUGUUACAUGAGCUUGUCGAUGAGAAAACAGCGAUUGUAGAAAAUGUGGUACCGGUGCCAAUGACGUCAACACAGAACACCACACCACCUCCAUCUACCUGUACAGUUUCACUAGCUAUUCAUGGAGCAUUGGCAACGCCUAAACCAUCAGCUUCUUCUAUUGUAACACCAACAACAACCGUCAACAAACAAUUUGCCACGCGUUUAGCUGUUGACAAGAAAUCUGAAAAUAUUGUUGUUGAUGAGCAUAGAGAAUAUGUUAGUGAUAAUAAACAGAAUAGUGAUAAUAAUAAUGAUGUUGGUGAUAAUGAUGAAUUGAAUGCCAUUUUCUAUACAUAUGAGCCCUGUUAUAAGCAAAGCAAUUUGCACUAUUUUCAAAGUAGGCUGACUUUUGAAGGUUUAAAAUCUUCCACGUUCGGCAAGAGAUUGAGAACAACCUCACGGAAAUGCACCAUAGACGACGCUGACAGCAGCAAGCAAUCAACUGCAACAUGUGCGUUCACAACAACAACGACAACAACAUCGUCACCAACAUCAUCGAACAAUGCGUCGUUGGCUACAGCAACAACACUCACGCCUAAAUUAACGGUAGUUGAAUUAAAUACCAGCUCAAAGAAGAGCGUGGAGCCAAUUAAAACGCUUGAGAGCGGUGUGCACGGCCAAAAUUGGCAAUUAAAAAAAGCAGUUGAGCAAAACGAACAGUGUGCAGAUUUGCAAAAGCAACAAGAACAAAAUAUUAACCAGUUAAAGCUAAACCAAAAACAACAAUAUGAGAUUGCUGUUGCGCCCUUGGCUGUUGCAGCGGACCAAGCAAAUACUAAAAAUAGUCACAAGUCAAAAGCAACAACAACAAAAUAUAUUAAUAUACAAGAAAUAACAAAUGCAAACCCAACAAGCGAAUCCCCUUCAUCAACAAUAACAUUAACACGAACAAAACCAGUGGAGCAACCAAAGAUUUCUAGUGCUAAUAAAUAUAUUUAUAAUUAUAAUUAUAAUAAUUACAAUAAUAACAAUAACAAUAAUCAAAGCAAAAAUUUUGCUAAUAUUAGUAGUACUAAUGAAAAUGUUAAUACUAAAAAUAUUAUUGCUGAAAAUAGCAAUAUUAAUGUACAUAGUGUUAGUGCAAUAAAUUCUAGCAGCAGCAACAAAAACAACAGCAACGUUACAGGUUUAGUGAAUGCAAAACAUGAGCAAAGCAAUAGAGCUACCGUAAAUACGCAACCGAUAACGCAAUCAGCAUACACUGUAACAGCAAAAGUAAUAACAACAAAUCCACCAGCAACAGCAAAAACAACCACCACAAAACCAAGAACCGCUGGUUAUAUGCAUGUGGCCGAACGUAAUGCCAUCAAUUUAAAUAGUUUUACAGAUUUUGUGCGCAAAACAACAACAAUAGCAAAUGGUGCCACAACAACAACAGCAAGCGAGGAAACAAAAUUAGGCCGCAAGACAACUGCCAAGUGCACUGACUCCAAUGAUAACAACAGCGAGGAUAUUGUUAAUGCAAAUGAUGAUGUUGGUGAUGAUACGCGACAACAAGAACAACAGCGGCAUGCAACAUUUGGCAACAAUAACAAUAAAAUGCAAAAUAAAGAGUGUGUUAAUAAAGCAUAUAAUACAACAACAGCUACAGCAGUGUUGGGUAGGCGUACACACGAACACACUCCCUUUUGUUCGCCCACUUCCGUUUCGAGCGGAAGUGAUGCUGAGCAUGCGAAUAUGUCCCAAAUAACGAAAACACGUACGCCAUCCAGCACCGCGAUGACGAGAAGACCGACGAAAGCGAUUCAAAAACACUUGAGACGAUUCGAGUUGGAGAUUUAGCGUACGGCUAACAUUAUUUUCCUAUGUUUACUUAUGAUACGUAAAAAACUUAUAAUAUAUACACUACAUGCAUAUGUGUUUAAUAUAUGAAAUUAUUACUCGAUAUCAUAUUCUAAAAUUCAAAAUAUGCCAAACUAUUGAAUAAAUCGAAAUUAAAAUACCAGCUAGGAAAGCUAAAGCUAAUAUUUAGAUCACUUUUCUGAACCUACGCAAAUUAUGGCAUAUAA
Zeugodacus cucurbitae (melon fly) is the source of this 9180-nucleotide messenger RNA. It is a transcript of the gene osp, whose product is annotated as protein outspread. NCBI's taxonomy places the organism in Eukaryota, Metazoa, Arthropoda, Insecta, Diptera, Tephritidae. Gene Ontology annotation, molecular function: actin filament binding. Gene Ontology annotation, cellular component: actin cytoskeleton. The record is from RefSeq and is a predicted model, not a curated record. The coding region runs from base 623 to 8953 and encodes 2776 amino acids. Gene Ontology annotation, biological process: actin filament organization. The transcript has 13 exons.